This is a messenger RNA of Parasteatoda tepidariorum (common house spider), 4856 nucleotides long. NCBI's taxonomy places the organism in Eukaryota, Metazoa, Arthropoda, Arachnida, Araneae, Theridiidae. The record is from RefSeq and is a predicted model, not a curated record.
ACGGAAAUCUGUUUUCCAUCCUUUCCUUUAUAAUUUCAAAACGCCAUGCAUUUUCACCCCUCCUAUAUUUUCUUAAAAAAUCUUCGCAUUACUCAAUGUGCACUUGUUCUAUUUCCAGGUGCUUUCCUGCUGCUGGUAAACCAUAAAUAGCAUUGCUUUACCCUCCCCCCAAAGGCUCUGAAUUCAGAGACUUGCUGCGGUUGCACUAUUUCCAAAUUUGGGAGGAAACAUGAUUCUUCAGAAGAGUUCAUUACUUUUAGAAGCCCAUCGUAAACAGUGUAUAUUCCCUUCUUCGUAGUACCCCCAUCGUGUUGCAUAUUGUGAAACAAUGACUUAGCUUUACAAAUGCUUCCAUGCAAGUUUUUUCACUGGAAUGUUCACUGUUGGUUCCACAUCAGUAUCUGCUCACAAUGCUACUAAAAGUUCUAUUCAACGAUAUUUGAAAUCCCGUGAACAUCGUCAAAUACAUACAAGGUCACGCAAAUAUUUUCAAAGAAGUGCAAGUCAUUUUAGUGGUGGAUUUGCUAUUGAAUCUAAAAUAUCUAAUCUACCUGUCAAUGUUGACUGCAUCAGUGAUUUCAACCUAGAAAAAUCAGUUCCAGAUGAUAUAGAUAACCAGAACGACUUCAGUUAUUCUCAAAAAUUGUUUCACAUUUCUGACGGAAAUCUCUACAGUAUUUUUUCACCCAUUCAGGGAAGAAGUUACGGAAUGAAGCCUUCAUUCCUCAGGAAGCAAAAGUACACUGUCCAAGAGUGUCAUGGCCGUGGACGUAAAAGUAUGCGAAAAGGUUUAAAAUUUCACAAUUUUUUACCAUCAGAAAGUGUCACCUCUGAAAAAGACAAUGGACCAUCGAAAUCAAAAUGGAAAGUCCAUUCUGAAUGUCGAUUAAGAGAAGAACACGGGACCAAGCAGAUUACCAUUUCUAAUUGGUCACAGAGUGUUCAAGAACCUUCUGACGAUCCAGAAUGCCAAAAUUCAGUUCUUAGCAAUUACAAUUCAUACACAGUUAAACAAAAUGAUAACAUUGAUACUGAUAACAAAAGCAAUGCUCCUGAUGAACAAGUAGCCAGUGAUAGCAACCCAUAUGAUUUUGAACCAAAUGUGGAAGACAAUGUUAUUUCCGUCAUGGAAUCAUUGGAAAAUAUUAGAGAAACUAAUGCUAUUGAACUUAAAAAGAAAGACUGUAGUAAGUUAUCCCACUUGAGAAAAGGCUCAUUAAAGUCAGUUUUGAACUCUUUAUUAGAUAAGCCAAUGCUGACAGAAAAUAAUAUCUGUGAUCUUCCAGAAGCACAUACUAAGUUUUUGCAAAGUCAAAAGCACAGAAGAAAGCCUGUCCAGACCAGGAGAGUAGUGCCUUAUACAAAAUAUCUAUCAAUACUGGAAGAAGAUGAUAGUUGUCCUCUAGACCUUUCAUCAAAAUGCUUCGAGGAAAAGUGCCCAGUGUCAGGGGAAUUCUCUGAGAAAAAUAAGUUAAGCUGUGAUGCUUUUUCAGCUGAGCCAAAACCAAGUUUUUUAAAACCUACUUCAAUCUCAUCCUCUAAUCCCAAAAUUAUUUCAGUUAAGAAUAGUGAUAGUGCUGUGAGUCAGUCUGCUCUUGCUCAUUUGCUUCAAAAGCAAGUUGUUCCACCUCUUAUCCUUUUGUCCUCUCCAUUAACUCAUCCUCUUAAUGUUGGAUCUGCAUUUUCACAAAUGAAUGGAACAGUAUUAAAAGGAACUGAAACAGAUGCUCAGAAACAUCAGUUUAAUUUGACACCAAAUCGAAUAAAACUCAAGACUAAUUAUCCUCCCAUGAAUUCAAAUCCUGGGCCAUCAUUUUCUGGCAACAUGCAAUAUGCCGUUCAUAAAUCCUUUGUCAAAAACUCUCAGCCAAAAUCCCGCCGUCGCAGCAGCCAGAGGUCAGUUAUAAAAAAGAAUUUAGAAGAUACAUUUAAGCAAAAUGGGUUUUUAGUAAAAACUAAACAGGUUAGUGAUGGUGAAGCUACAUUUUGUAAAUUUCGACAAUUAAGAAAAUACACUAGAUAUUAUUUAAAAAGUUGGCAACAACAUUUACCUGAUGAAGUUCAUAAAAUGUGGAAAGGAUUUCUUCCCCCCAAAACUGUUUUACCACCGGUUUCAGGAUUAAACGAACCAACCAACGGUUUUCAUUAAAUGUUUUACUACUUUUAAAUAAUUUAUUUAAUCAAAUUUUUUUAAUAACGCUUAUGUACUUUGAAGUAGUAAUUGCCUUUAUAGGGUGCAGCAAAGUAAUAUGGGUGAAUAAAGUUAUAAAAACUUAAUUUUAUUCAUAUAUUGAUAUGGUUUUUCAUUUUAUUUGAAGACAACAAAAACAUCUAUGUUAAACACACUUUUAUGUUUGAUACAGAUGUUUUUAUGAAAGGAAGAUAAUCAUAAAGUGUUUAAAAAAAGAAAAUUUUACGCAAGAGAUUUGAAAGGAUAAUAAAAAAAAAUUCGUUGUUACAGAUUUAGUAAAAAAUUUAUUUCAAUUCUUUUUAAUCAUUUUCCAAACUUGCAUGGAAUUUUCCCCUCUAUAGAACCAAUUUUUUUUGAAUAACAUAAGAAAUUAAUUUACUAUGCAGGAAAACAUGAAGAUUAAAAAGACAAAAUAUCAAGUAUUAAGAUAUAAUAUAAAUGUUUCAAAGAAGUAGUAACUAUAUUAAUCACCAAAAUUUUUUCAUUGUUAUCUAGAAUCUUUCUUGCACUACCAACUUGCGUAGUUGAAAAAUUACACAGCUCUUAAUUUCCUAUAUUAUUUUUGCAUCUUGUAACCUAAUGUACACUUUAGUUCUAGUUUAUAAACUGGUACUUUUUAUUUUCACUUUAGUCUGUUCUUCGAAUGCUCCGUCGUAAUAUGAAAUGAUGCUUUUUAGCCAAUAAUAUGCUAUUUUUAUAACUGCUAUGAGUUCGCAAUUGUUACUCGUGACUGUUUGGUCAAGUUUAGCCUAUCUAAAGCCAGCACUGUCUACGCUUAUUUUGAAAAAGGCACAAAGUAUCAAUAUGGAGAAAAGCUGCAGUUUUGUGAAAAUGAAAAACGUUUGUGGUCUAAUAUUUAAAAACUUACUCCAAACUUACUACUUGGACUCAUAAAUAUGUUCAAUAACUGAGAAUGCAGCAGUAAUUUUUAAAUGGCACCAAAUUGGUGAGUUUUAAGAAAGUUAAAUAACUUUUAAAAUAUUCAAGUUAUUUCUCUGUUCUAAAGCCCAGAUAAUUCUUUGCUUCAAGAUUAUAUGUAUAGUUUAAAAUCAACGCAUUGCUUCAAGUGUAAAGUACUUAAACUAUGGCUUUUUUUUUAUUUUCCUUGCCAGCAGAGCUUCAAAAAAAAAAAAAAAAACAGGGAGAUGGGUCAAAGUAUUGGUUGAGAUACAUUCAAUUUGGUCUGUGUUAUUUUGCUGUACCUUAUAUGAGAAUUUUAAAAAAAACAUGUAAUUUUAUAACAGAUAUUUUCUUUUAACUAUUUAUUAAAACAAAAAAACAACAAUUUUAAGUUGUUUACAUAAUAUAUGUAUUGAAAGAAACAGUAUUAUAUUUUUGCAAAAGUAAAGUAUUCAGGCUUUUAAAAUGUUAAUGUUUGUACUUAAAAUAUGUAUAUUUAAUAGAAUGCUAUAGUAAUAAGACAUUACAGUUUUCAAAAUUUUUCUUACUAUUGAGCUAAUUUUAAAGUGUGUUAUAUUGUUUUAUUUAUCAAUUUACAAAAUAUUAUAAUUUUUAAAAUUACAUGUAAACUAAUCUCAUAUUUAACUAAUUCAAUUUUUAAAUUUUGAUUUUUUUAAAAUUUAUUUUAUCAUUAAGUAUUUGAUUUACAUUAUUUCCUCUGAAUCACUGGUUUUAUUAUCUCAUUUAACCCCUUUUAGUUGUUCAAAUCUAGAAAUUAGUGAUCUAUAAUUCACAAGAGAAGUAGAGUAAAAAAAUGAUUUUGAUAGUAUACUAGAGACACAUUAAGACAAAUUACCUACUAAAUUGGAUCAUUUAUGCAAAAAUAAAUAAAACGAAAGAUACUGUAAAAAAAAAGGAAAUUUUUUUAAUAAUGUUAUUAAAUUAUUCCAAAAUUAAAUCCUAUAAUUUUGAAAUAUUGUACGAUUCUAAAAUUAAGUCUUAACAAUAAGUUUCUUUACUUUUUCUGUAUUCUCGAUGAUCGACUGUCGAAUAUAUCUGAUUUAAGCGAAAUGUCACAUAAACUUUACAUUAAACUAUUAAGAGAGAUCUGUUUUAAAUUGCAUUUACAUUAUUUGAUAAUUAAGUCAACAUAAAAUAAAAACACCGAAAAAUGUUGGGUGUUUUUUUUAAAAACUUUAUUUAAUGUAUUUUAGUACAAGACGAUACAACAAAAAAAUAUAUAUGUUUAAUAUAUGCCCUUUUCCUUAAUGCAUUUAUAUGCUCUUGCUUAGCCAAAUUCUCUCUUAAAAAUCGUCUAUUACUAUAAAAUUUUAAAAUGUUUUUGUGUAGUACUAUUCUAACAAAUAUAUUAUGAUUAAUACUAUAAAUAUAUAAAUAUGGUAUUUAAAUUUUGAAUAGUAUCCAUCACCACAAUUAACUUUCUAAAAUGUGCACUUUUUAAAAUGUAUAUUUAACUUCUGAAAAUAUGCCCAUGUUAAAAUAUGUAUCCUAUGGUUCUAAUUUUCUUAAUAACAAAUAUUGGCAUUUUUUUUUUAUAUGGUCCUUUCUUUUUUGUAUGAUUAGUAUUACUAUUAUCACUGAUUUUUUUUUUUUUUUUUAAUUUAUACAAAUUUUUAAACUCAAAUGAAAGUGCAUCAUUUACAUUUUUAUUUUUAAUGAAUCUUAAGCAUCUCUUCAAGGAGAAAGGUUAUUAAAAUAUUGUUUUUUUUUUAAUCAAAUUUCAUAUCAGAAAGAAACAUUUUAA